GUCUGUCUCUUCCUGAACUCUUCAUCUGAGCGUUUACUGAGAUGCUUCAAUGACCCUCUGGUUUUUGUUUGUUUCGCGGCACGAUCAGUCCCUACUGUCCUUUACAUGGAAAAAGACAAGGGAAACCCAGUCUUCCGAAGAAUAAGUUAGCACAGUCAAGCAAAGCAUGCACAAACUGUACCUCAUCCUGCACCCCGAGUCCAUCACACACACCCCUUUGAGGAGAGGAUUAGUGAGCUUCCUCUUUGGUCCUUUACAAUUAUGUUUGUAUUGCAUUGAUGAGAGCUAUUGGGUCUUUGCAAAGUUGUUUUUCUUUACAAUUUUGUUGUGACUGUAUGUGUUGCUCCCUUUGUUGGUACUUUCUAGAACAGAACAGGGUUGGAGAAGGUAACUCCAAUAUUCCAGGGCCCAGGGGGACACCUGUCAGGCUUCCUUUUUCCAGAGUUAAAACCUAGUUUUUAAUUCCUUUAAGUCCUGAAAGUCCAUGCAAGACUAGGUGAGAUGGACAGGAUUGCAGAUUUAGACCAGGAAGGGGCCUUAGCGUUGUUAAGGGCUAACAUUCCAAUCGUUACAGUGUGAGAUCAUCUAGUGGAAACCCCCUGUCUUAGAGAAAAGGAAGCCAGCCCAGAGGGGGAAAGGGAUCUCCCAAAGGUCAUGUCAGGUCAUAGAAAAGUCAAAAAAGAAACCUGAAAGUAAAUGGUAGAGUGACAGCUUCAGGCCCGGUCAUCCUCAGGCCCUUUCCUGUUACGACAAUGCUGCAUUUUCCACAUUGCCUGGAAUGUAUCACCCAGGAGGUGCUGUGUUUGAGUGCCAGGCCUAGAGUCAUGAAGAUCUGAGUUCAAAUCUGGCCUUAGGGCCUAUGUGAGCUUGUCAUUUAUGUGGCUUAGUCCCUCAGUUUCCUUAUGUGUAAAGUGAGGAUAACAAUGGCACUCACCACCCCGCCAGGCUUUGUCAUGAGGAUUAAAUGAGAUCAUAUUUGUGAAGCGUUGAUGACUGAAAAGUGGCGGGCCAAAAAGAGCUUCAGAAACAAUGGAGCAAAAUGGUCUUUUCAGGGAAGCCAGGGACGAGCCUACCUCUUUAAUUCUGUGGUAAAUGUGGGCUGUGGCCCCGCCGAGGAGAGGGUCCUUCUCACUGGCUUACACGCUGUAGCCGAUAUCUAUUGUGAAAACUGUAAGACCACUCUGGGCUGGAAGUAUGAACAUGCCUUUGAGAGCAGUCAGAAGUACAAGGAGGGCAAGUUCAUCAUCGAGUUAGCUCACAUGAUCAAGGACAAUGGUUGGGAGUGAGCUGAGGGCGGGCAGCAAGAGCCCGCCCAUCCCCCAAGCCGCGGGGCCCAUGACACUCGUCCCCUGGGCUUUCCACUGGGGCAUCCAUCUCCCGCUCCCUUGUUACUGUAAGCUUGUGCUGUCGGAGCUGGCCCCUCCACCACACCUGGGCCAGACCAGCGGAGAGUGGCCAGGAGUCCCUGGGCCGGGGCUGGGGAUGGAUGGAGACUCUCGGUGCCGGCGUCCACGGAGGGGCAGGCUGCCCUCGUGUGCUGCCCAUGAUCCCUCCUGCGGAGGUGGUUGGUUCAUCCCGUCCCCACCCACUCUGGAGGAUAUUGGCUGCACUUUAGAUAGGCUGUUAACAAGGGAAUAGAUUGAAUGGAAGGCUCUGCCUUGUUCCAAGAGUCGUUCCAAGCCGCUGCCCACUGAACUCGAGAGGGCACCUCCAUGCCAGCCCCGCCAGGAAAACCACACGGCACGAUUUCCCUUUGGAUACUGCUGCUCUACUUGGAUGGGAACAGCCAGCGCUCCUAGGCCAUCCCCUGGCUGGCUCCCCCUAGCGGCGGAGUUUAACGCACUGGAAAAAAAAAAGCAAAGGGAAAAACACAAAAGAAAAUUCUGCAUUAAUAUUUUAUUGACUCUUGGUGUCCUUUAACAAAGAUGGUUAUUUUUACAUAGGAAAGGGGCCAGAUUAGACAGAAAGCCCCUUAUGAGGACUGGAGAAUUGUUCGUUUUAAUUUUCUUCAAAAGUUUAAGUUCCAAGAUAGUUUAAAACGUUUAAAAUAAAAGGGUGUUUGAUUUGCUGGAUAAAUCAUCCCCUGAAGCCUUUUUCUAAUAAAAGUCAUAUGAAAUGCACCCCUUUCCCCCUUCCUCUUCCCCCCAGUUGCUUUGAAACUGGAUUGAAGGAAACAGGCACGUAUGUCCAGGCUCCGAAAGGCUGUGCACGUGUUAACAGUCGAUGGGUGACAUUCUCCAAGCAAAAACUACUCUGUGUCCCCACUGCCAUGUGUCUGUGCUCAAGCUGCGCAUCCCUUGCAGGGAGACGGCACCACGUCCACAGAAGUCCCCAGAUGCCUUGGAGCUGAGCCCCAGUCGUUCUCUUUGCUACCGGCACAACUUUCUGUCCGGAGACCUUGCUGCUGCAAUGGUGCUUUUCGGAGGGAAGCUCCAGUGACUCAUCCCGCCCUCAGCCUUUGAUCUAAUUGGAUGCCAGGAAAGGUUUAGGAAGAGCCUCGCCUGCUCCUCUGGGAGCUUUGGGCUUUGUGCUAGCCCUGUGUGCAGUUGAGACAACCCAUCCAGUACAAGCAAGGAUGGAGGGGAAAGAGUGGUUAGGACCGCACUUAAUUCUUGGAAGAAUUCCUUCUGAAUAGUUCAGGGGGAGCCACGGCAGAAAACACCCAUUCGGCCAAAUCGGUGUGAAUUCUGACCCCCAAGCCGGUGACACGAGGUUGUGAAAUUGACCUUGUGGUCAAGUGCUUUGGGCCAAUCACCAAUGCCUUGGAGAGGCAGCAACAUGAACAGCGACCCAUGAAAGUCACCAGCUGCCACGCCUAGUGGCUCCAGGGCACCAGACUGGGAUCACACUCAACACGCUAGCUUAGAUUGUCGCAGUGAAAGUUUCUUAUACCAGCCAGAUGAUUUUCAAGAAAACCCUCUUAAAUAAACGCUUGAAUUUUGAAUGUAAAGAAAAUAUUCAACAAAAUCUUUUAAACCUCUAGCUGUAAUGGAACAUCGGCCCACAGAGGCCCAGCCUAGGGCAAGCUGGCUCUCACGGGCCUGUGUUUUCAGUCCAUUUGUGCGUACUUCCGAAUAUCUUAAGCUGUGUAAGGCUCAAUGACCUGGAUUCUCUUGCCACCAAGUUGCGAAGAUGUGAGAUGAGCUGUGCAGCUACCUUCAGUGCCUCGCGCUGGUCUUGGUUUAUUGCCGAGUGGGGAGAUGAGUAAUUAACACUAAUGAAUCGUGGCAUUUUCUUGCUUUUCCUUUCCCACUCGUGGGGAGGCUUGGUGGCAGUGCUGGAAAAGAUUCCCUUCCAGACAGCCAGCACAGAAGGCUCGAUGAGGGAUUCGGGUAUAGGGAGCACCCAGAUUCUGGGGGUUUGGGAAAGGAGCCAGUCUGGUUACUGAGCCUUCUUUCAAAAAAAAUAUUUUAACUUUACUUGAAGAGAGAAUUUUACUAUGUGUUUUUCUUCUAACCCAUUUUGUACAUAUAUUAAGAUUAUAUUUAAAGUUUUUAUAUAUGUUCUGGGUGAGUUUACUUCCUCUCCAAUGUGAGCACUUUUGUGACUUGUACUGUCUGUCUUCUCUGUGGUAUACACACACACACACACACACACACAAACACAAACACACACACAUAUUUUUUACUAUCAGUCAUAACAUUGACAUUCUUUUCUAAGUGAGGCCAUAGCUUUUCCAAGUUGUUGUUGGUGUUACCAUUUUGCAAAGCACUAGCCACCGCCACUUUGGACCAAACAGCCUGAGGAGGCUUCUCCCAGGUGUCCCAUCCCACCCUCUGAGGAAGGGCCAGCAAAUACUGAUGUGUCCUAGAAUGCUUAUUGGCCACCCAGAAAGCUUCCUGGCCUCUUAAUCAGACAGUUUUCAGUGGUCUGAAGUCUUGGUUUUCCUGGAAAGUUGUGUCUCCCUUCCCUGGAGAACAAAGGGUGCGUUUGUCAGAAGCUGCUUGUCCAAUUGGGUUGGUUCCUCAGCUUGGUUUUUUUGCUUGUGCUCUGAGAAGCAGUGUUUUUCUACAUUGAAAAAAAAAGGUCCUCACUUUGAUUUCUCCGCCUGGGAGAAUGGUUGGAGACUGUAUGUGUAGCCUUUGGCCAAGUGUGUUGCAAUGUCCCUGACGUGGUGCACUUGUGUAACCUUGGUGCUUAUGGGAACCUUGGAACCCAGUGUCUAGGGAACAUGUUCUGUCCUGGGGACUGGGCCCAAGGCUUGCCUUUUUUACAUUGCAUUUAUCUAAUGGAAAGGAGCCUGUCACUGUCCCCCAGCCCCCCGCCCUUUGGUGGCCUGGUUGCCCCAUUUGCUCCUGACCAUCCCCAGCAUCACAGGGGCUGCACGCUUUGGCCAUGGAGGGAGCCCAGGGAAGGAGUAGCCACAGAACUGGGCAUUGCCCAGACUCACGGGUCUAGAGCGUUGGCUUCCUUCACUGCUGUAACUUUGGGUUGUAACGUUAUGAAACAAUUUAUUAUUAUUUUUUUUAACAAAAGCUUUCUCUUGAGCUCAUGCUUUACCGAUCUGUUAUUCCAGAUAUCAAAAUAAA
Messenger RNA from Dromiciops gliroides (monito del monte), 4529 nucleotides. RefSeq names its product yippee like 1 (gene YPEL1). Lineage: Eukaryota; Metazoa; Chordata; Mammalia; Microbiotheria; Microbiotheriidae. The record is from RefSeq and is a predicted model, not a curated record. The transcript is spliced from 4 exons. Bases 990 to 1286 code for a protein of 98 amino acids.